AUGGCCACUCGCAUCCGCGACAUGGCAGACACUGCCGGCAGGACGGCAGUACAGCUGGCCAAGCGCAUCGCCAUCACUCCCAAGCCUGAUAGCCCGCCUGGCUUGAUAGAGGCUUUGACCUUGGAUCCGUGGGCUAAGUCUGGCAAGUAUGGAUUGGGAUGGACCUACUUCGCUCUGGCUCUCAUGGGAACAGUCCUCCUCGUGCGAAUGUGGCAUUUCUGGCAGGACAAGAUCCGGCAAGCCAUCUACAAGCAAGAAGUGGAGGAAUACUAUGCCAAUUUGUACAACACCGACCCCGAUUACGCCCACGCGGUACACACUGGACAGGCACAACAUUUCUUCCCCGACUCCGAUGGACUCGGAGAGAAGCAAUUCAAGCCCAGAGCUCACUUCUCUUCUGUUGGUUUCGUCAACGACACACUGGCCCUCUUCCGAUGGAUGUUUUACCGACCCAUCCCUGAUUUGGCUUGGGGUAGUCACCGAUUCACCUUCUCAUCGCUGGCUGUCAUAACUUGCGGCCUCGUCGCCCUGGCGUUUGUGGCACUCUAUUGCUUCCUUCAACAACCGCUUUAUUGGCAGAGCAUUCAGUUCGGCUCCCCGCCCGUUGCUAUUCGAGCUGGCAUGAUCGCCGUUGCUCUUACCCCCUGGAUCAUUGUGACGAGCAUGAAGGCGAACGUCCUGUCCAUGCUUAUUGGUAUCGGGCCUGAGCGUCUCAAUGUCUUUCAUCGAUGGGCAGGCUACCUUUGCCUUUUCCUGUCCCUGGUCCAUAUGAUCCCUUUCUACAUUCAGCCAGUAUGGGACGAUGGUGGCAUGGACGUCUUCUCGCGCCUCUUCCCCGGCGGAAGUGGCGUCAUCUACGGCACCGGCAUUGCAUGUCUUGUCCCUCUUGUGUGGCUCUGCGUCGCAUCUCUACCGUUCAUCCGCCGCAUCGCUUACGAGCUCUUUGUCAUGCUCCACGUGCCUGUCGGCAUGGCCUACGUUGGGCUCUUGUUCUGGCACACCAAGAACUAUCUGGCGUCUUGGAACUAUCUCUGGGCAACAGUCGGCAUCUGGGCGUUCUGCUAUUUUAUCCGUCUGUUCAACCUCAAUUGGACGAGGCCGUGGCGGUUGAGCUUCAUGGUUGGUGAUGAAGCCGCCAUCAGCCUCCUUGCCGAAAACGCCAUAAAAGUCACCAUCCCAACUCAGAUGCGGUGGCGGCCCGGCCAAUAUGUCUACCUGCGCAUGCCAGGCGUGUCAUUCUUUGACAAUCACCCUUUCACCAUCUCAUCGCUCUGCAGCGACGAUUUUCCUUCGGAGUACGGCGAGCAAUACCGAGACUGCAUUUUGGUCUUCAAGCCUUACGGUGGCUUCACCCGCAAGGUCCUCGACAUGGCCAUCGAGAAGGGACCAUUCCACACCUACCGUGCCUUCUUGGAUGGACCCUACGGGGGUAUGCGCAGAGACCUUGCCGCCUUUGACACUUGCAUUUUGAUCGCAGGCGGAAGCGGCAUCACGGCCUUGAUGUCGCAAUUACUUAAUUUAAUCAAGCGUAUGCGUGAUGGGAAGGCCAUCACAAGGAAGGUGGUCGUGGUCUGGUCGCUCAAGAAACUUGAGGCUAUGGAUUGGUUCCGCGAAGAGCUUCGGAUUUGCCGUGAAUCUGCCCCUCCAGAGAGUGUCACUUGCAAGUUCUUCGUCACUUCAGCUGUCCGGAACCGGGGCAUGGCAAUCGAAGGUGCAGAUCGCGGUGCCCCUCGAGCCUUGAGUCAUCUUUUUCAUGACAAGCUGGAUGGUUUUGUUGCAGGCAUCGCGUCGAAGCGCAACUCCGCGCUGAUUCAGUCUGUGGCACAAGGCGACGUAGACCGCGAACAAGAGUUGCGUGCCGAGCAAGAGGAUAGAAUCACGGCGCUACCACAGCAAAAGUAUCUGCAGCCUCACCAGUACCCUCCCCCUCCCCCGGGGCCGCCACCCUCAAGUCGGUACUCGGCCCAUGAGCAGUCAUUGCGGAAUCUUGAGGGCCGCGAUUAUGAUGAUGAGGAUAGAGACGCGAAAAAGCGCGAGUUCCACUUUCCUCCGAUCAACACCAAAGGCGAGGUGCCACAUUUCAACUAUGCUCCGGCAUCGCCUCGGAAGGUGCCAGAAACCAGUCCGCAGGACUCGGAUGUCCCUGUACGGCCACCUGAAUUAGCACAUUUAAGGACUACCAACCUCCCUGGAGCCGGCCAACCUCGUCCGACCAGCACAUUUGGCCCGCCCUCAGGCUUCGACUUUGGCUUCCCCGAGACCCCAACCGAGUUCCAAAAGAGUCUGAUGCGCUUCGCUUUCCCCGUACCGCAUCAGAUCGAUGGCGGUUGGUCUGUCGAAUAUGGCCGACCAGACCUAGGCUACAUGCUCAAGGAGUGGGCGACUGGAGGCGCCGAUGGAAGAGGAAUCCUUGGCCGUCGGACGGCCGUGUUUGUGUGCGGACCCCCCGCCAUGCGCGUUGGUGUCGCGAAUACUGUCGCGCGCCUGCAAGCGGCGAUUUGGGGCGACGACAUGUUGGAGGAGAUUUAUCUACAUACUGAGAACUACGCCCUUUGA
This is a messenger RNA of Colletotrichum graminicola M1.001, 2556 nucleotides long. RefSeq names its product ferric reductase like transmembrane component. Gene Ontology annotation, molecular function: ferric-chelate reductase activity. Gene Ontology annotation, cellular component: plasma membrane. NCBI's taxonomy places the organism in Eukaryota, Fungi, Ascomycota, Sordariomycetes, Glomerellales, Glomerellaceae. The transcript has a single exon. Gene Ontology annotation, biological process: intracellular iron ion homeostasis; copper ion import; iron ion transport. The record is from RefSeq and is a predicted model, not a curated record. The coding region runs from base 1 to 2556 and encodes 851 amino acids.